GCAAGUUGCUAGUCAGUGAGAAGAUACUAACAUGAUACAAAUGUAGAUUGAGUUUUGGCAUUCUUAUUCGUGAGAGGAUAGGUUGCUUAUCAGGAUUGCAUUAUGCCGUUGCGAUUCAUAACAUAAAGUUUCAUUUUCUGAACCAUUGCAUCAAGACCAUUAAUUGGAUAUAAUGUCAAAAUCAGGUGCAGAAUGUGUGAAAGUAGUCGUGAGAUGUAGGCCUUUAAGUGAGAAAGAAACAUCAGAAGGAUAUGAAAGGGUGGUAGACAUGUUUCCAGAACGAGGAGUUGUGGAAAUAAAAAACCCUAAGAAUGGAGAAGUACCAAAACAGUUCACUUUUGAUGCAGUGUAUGAUUGGAAUUCUAAACAGUUGGAUUUGUAUGAUGAAACCUUUCGCCCUUUGAUUGAUUCAGUUUUAAAGGGUUUCAAUGGAACUAUAUUUGCAUAUGGACAAACAGGAACUGGAAAAACUUACACAAUGGAAGUGAAAUGUAAUGAAUUACAGGAAGAAAUUCGAGAUCUUUUAGCAAAGGACCAAAGCAAGAGAUUAGAGCUAAAAGAAAGACCAGAUAUUGGAGUUUACGUGAAGGAUUUGUCAUCAUUUGUAUGUAAGAGUAUAAAGGAGAUAGAACACGUAAUGACAGUAGGCAACCAAAACAGAUCGGUUGGAGCAACCAACAUGAACUUACAUAGUUCUCGGUCACAUGCAAUUUUUAUCAUUACGAUAGAACAUAGUCAGGUGGGACCAGAUGACAAAAAUCACAUACGGGUUGGAAAGUUAAAUCUUGUGGAUCUUGCAGGUAGUGAGAGACAGGCCAAGACUGGUGCCAUGGGUGAGAGACAGAAGGAAGCAAUCAAAAUUAACUUGUCACUCUCAGCCUUGGGAAACGUGAUUUCUGCUCUAGUGGAUGGUAAGAGCUCUCACAUACCGUACAGGGAUUCCAAGCUCACAAGGUUACUCCAAGGUAUAUAUUCUUCUGUGUAA
Limulus polyphemus (Atlantic horseshoe crab) is the source of this 985-nucleotide messenger RNA. Its product is annotated as kinesin-II 95 kDa subunit-like. The record is from RefSeq and is a predicted model, not a curated record. The transcript has 10 exons. Bases 173 to 985 code for a protein of 270 amino acids. Gene Ontology annotation, biological process: microtubule-based movement. Gene Ontology annotation, molecular function: microtubule binding; ATP binding; microtubule motor activity. NCBI's taxonomy places the organism in Eukaryota, Metazoa, Arthropoda, Merostomata, Xiphosura, Limulidae.